This is a messenger RNA of Aureobasidium melanogenum CBS 110374, 1470 nucleotides long. RefSeq lists its product as uncharacterized. The record is from RefSeq and is a predicted model, not a curated record. The transcript is spliced from 4 exons. NCBI's taxonomy places the organism in Eukaryota, Fungi, Ascomycota, Dothideomycetes, Dothideales, Saccotheciaceae. The annotation marks the transcript as partial.
ACCAUGUGCUGCUGUGGGAACGACGACUGCGCAUUCCAGCAGCAAAACAACGAAGCCUUUGCUUCAUUGGACGAGAAUCUACGCAAAGCCGGACGGCUGGGAAAGGCCCUUCUCGUCCGCCAUGAAGCCUACGUGGCCGAGGCUGAGGAGCAAAAGGCUCUAAUGGAUGCUGAGAUCACCCGUAUGACCGAAGAAAAGAAGGAGCUCGAAGCAAAUAAUGCCACAUUGAUCGAAGAGAACCGCAAUCUGCUUGACCAACUCGAAGGUCUCAACAAUGCUGCCGUCGAAUCAGAUGCUCACACUCAGUCACUUACUGCCACUCUACAACAAACUCAAGCCGAACUACAUCGAUUGAACACACUUGCCGCUCGCACCGAGAGACUGGAACGGGAGGUCGAGGAGUACGAACAAGAACAGGCUAUCCUCCAUGCAACUCUUGCCCACAAGACAGAGUCGGAGAAAGCUGCAACCUUGCGAUGGCAGGAUGCAGAGAGAAAGUUGGCUGCCAUGGAGAGCCAGCUGGAGAGGAUAGAGCGUGAGGCCAGAGAGGACAAGGAGAGACAUGUCGAAAUCGUCGCACGUAUGGAGAGGCAACGAGUGGUUGAGAAGGAACUGGAUACUGUUCCUGGCCGACUCAACGGUGCUGCGGCUGCAAAGACGGCAAAGCAUGGCAGCACUGUCGUCUCACACUUCGUCAAGGAUAUUCUUUCAGACAACGUCAAUCUGCAAGCUGGAAUCGCCGAGUUGCGUGAGAUGCUCGACAACUCAAAUGAGCAAGUCGAGAUCCUAAGAAAUCAACUCGCCCAGUACACGCCCACAGACAUGACUUCCGACAUCGAAUCUCCUGCACCAUCAUUACGCCCGAACCUCGAGAAGGAAAUUAAGCGGGCUAGUAUGCAGCAAGAAGUUCAUGUCCACCAUCACUACCACGCUCCUGCUGAGCACUCAAGGAAAGCAAGUCUGACACUACGCCGACCAAAGAAGAAGCGCAAUGUAGUCUCGGCUUACACCAGGCCAACAAUCCUGGACGAGGACAUUUACACGCGCCCUCGGCAUCGCCGGGCUGCUUCGCAUGAAUCCUUGAUCUCCGUGUCUGGAAUGGAUAUUCACACCCUCCAAUCUCGUCCGUCACAGCUUUUGACAGCACAAAGUUCGAGGUCCUUCUCAUCACAAGCCUCUGUUACAGCUACCCUCUCCUUGGCACAUGCUGCUAGGCCUGCUACACCGCCAAGGGGUCUUGGUCAAAGGGUAGGCGGAUGGGUGUUUGGCAAGUGGGGAUCUACCCCGACGCCUACAGUCACCGUGUCUGCACCGAUGGACCAAAUCAAAGUCAAGCAGAAGCGCUUGUCAACAUCAGCGACCAAGCUAAGACCACCAGGCAUCAACCAGGCCGGACCCAUCUUUGGAUUCGGGCCAGAGCCACAACUUCCUCGCGAGCCUAUUCUCAGGACCUUGAAUGAAGAGGAGUUG